ACCAGAAACCCCGCCCACACCAACAAAUCCAUAACUUCGAAGAGGGAAGUAGGACAAGGCGAUGUAUUUCUUAAUUUUACAUGCUCUUUAAACAUAAUCGAUAGUCUGUGUUUAAAUGUACUAAUAUGCGAUUUCAGACACCUACAGUUUAGGGCUUCAUACUAGGAUAAACUUGACUUCACUUGGCUCGACAUCAUUCCAACUUGUAUGGCACUGGCUUCUUUGGAGCCACUGUUCACCAUGAGUCUGAUCUUACAGCUGAGCCUGUUUCUCAUCAGCACUGGAUUCACAGCAGCUAAUGAAUCUAAUGAACCUUCACUGGAUCUGGAAUGCCUGAAUGACUAUGACACAGAGAUGGUUUGCCGUUUGAGUUCAGAAAAACUCAACAACUGCCCCGAAUACAAGCUCAAUAUAUCCCUAAUGACAAUUGAUGAAGUGUUUACAUGCAGCUUUGUUCAUGUCAUUCCCAAUUUCUGUGAAUGCAAAUUCCAAAUACAAGGCUUUGUUCUUGAGAGUUUUGAGGCUAACCUGUGGAGAGGAGAAAAGACGUUGCUGUUUAAGGAGAUCGAUAUUGGAAAAAGCAUCAAACCCAAACGGCCAACCAUCGUAUCAGUCAUGCUGACAGAAAAUGGAAACUUUCGUAUUACCUGGGACACCAACUACACAUCACCUCUUCAAAAACCAUUUUCUGAUAGUCUGAGUACGGAGCUCACCUACGGUGUUAAAGGAGGCGAAGUCAAUUCCACACAGGUGAUAUCUUUGGAAAAAGGACGAACUGAAUAUGAGAUUGUGGGUAGAAACCUUCAGCCCAACUCCGAUUAUGUCGUGAUGGCAAGAGUGAGCACAGACUACAACCAGAAUUCGAGGUUCAGCGACUAUAGUCAACCAUAUGAGUUUGAAACACCCAUAUUUAUACGGGAUAUUCUCAAGAUACUAAUUCCCAUCUUGUGUGUCAGUCUGAUCAUCUUCAUAUCCACUCUUUUCUACUGUUACAUCAAAAUCAUAAAACAGUGGUGGGACAAGAUUCCUAUUCCGAAAAUAGCUCCGAUUUUUGAAAAACCGGUUCCACAUUUGUCAUCAUUUGGAAGUGACUUCUCCCCUGUCUAUCUUGAAACUUCAAAACUGGCCCCCUUUAAGGAUAAGAUGUGGAUAUCAACUGCUCAAGUAGGUGUCAGUUGUGAAGACAGUCUCCAGAGUCUUGGAAAAAGUGGCAAUUCCUCUCAGGUGAUUUAUGCCCAAACAGUCUCUGAGGAUGCGGAAGACAACGUCAAUGGAAUUGAAGCUCAGUGCGAACUGCUUGAGGAAUAUAAAUCAGCAAACCGAGUGCAAUCAAACAGAGCCAACAUUGAUAUCCAAAGGGAAUCUGGGAAUAGCUCCGGCUCGUCCUUCAGCAACAAGUGCUAUUUGGGAUCAGACUCCAGUGGGUCCUCCUUUCUGAACCAGUCUAUUACACACACAGCCUAUCCCUCUAAUGAGAGUGAGAAUUCAUUCUCUGCUUUGUCCAAAAACCUGGAUCCAGUGAUACCGACAGACUUUGACUACGGUCCGUGUAACGGCUGUUCAGUGUCAGUGGACUCGACCCAGUUCAUGCCUCUCAGCACGGAGACUGUUGUGGUUCCUGGAUAUCAGAGCGUGAAUGAGCUCCUGGACCACGGAAACAAACCAGAAGACCAAGCAUUUAUCAGCUAUCACAAUGAUAUUAAUCUGAUCAUGGCAAAGACUAUUCCAAAGAAUCCACAAAGCGUACCUUCACCUGCCGAUGACAACAUGAUUAUCCCAGUUGAUGAUAGUUAUCAGUCGUUUCCAAGCUUGGACCAAAACACAUGGAGCACUGAACUGGAACAGAACAUCGCCCAGGCUGUAGCUCAGACAGCCUGCCAUAACAUGAGCUGUGUCAGUCAGCAGGUACUUGCACCGUCAUUGAAAGGUCCUUGCGGUCCUGUUUUGAAUAUUUCUCCAGGCAUUCAAAUCGACUGUUCUUAUCAAAGGGUGUGACAUCACAGCUCAAAAUAAAACAUAAUAAAUUGUAUGUACAAUACACUGUAAUAUAGAAUAUGAAUAUAAUACAAAAAAGAAUACUUACGCACUUUCUAUUAAGCACUGCUGUUUACAUUCGUAUGCAAAGGUUGAUUUUCUAAACGAAAAUAAGUUAAUACAUCUACAGGGAACAAUAUGGCAUUUUUCUGUCAAUUAUAGUGCACAAUUUCUGUUUACUUCUGUUUACAGUUUGACAUAUUAUAGAAAAAAAUAAAACAUAGAUUAUAAACUGUAUAUAUGUUUGUAUCUCAUAACAUUUGUACAGGCCACAUUUUAUGUUUUCCAUUAUGCUAAAUUCAGCGAAUAAACAGUAAUUGUGGAUCAGCCAAACAUGUCAUUCAACCAGGGGUGCCCAACAUUUUGCAUACUACUAUAUACUGAAAGGUGUCUUAUGUGGAGAUUCUUAUGUACAUUCUUCCUAAUACAUUCCUAUGCACCUCGAUAAAUAGACAUGCACAAAUACGUGAAGUCUAUGAGUUAAAGCUGUAAAUUCAUCAAAUAUAUGAUUCUUGAAGGGAACAGAUUAGAUAUCUCUUUUGCCAAACAUGACUAUUAUAUGAAAAUAUAAGAAUAAAAUAUAGCAACAAUAAGAGGGCAUUUCACUGUACUGUUUACAUGCAGUACCACUGUAAACAACACACUUGCCUGAAAUGAUACUGUAUAUGACAGAGCUGGUGACUGCGUUAUACUAUAACUGUUGUCACAGUCUGUUUAGUUUACACAAGUCUGGAGAGUCAUUUCUGUGAAUGUUAUCCUACUAAAUAAGAAAUGAUGCCGUGUAUGAGACUAUGUACACUAUAUACGAAGUGGGUUGUCAUGUACCUUAUAUGUUAUCAUGCACUUCACAGCUCUUUAUAAAGGAAAGGCAUUAAAAAGCUUUUUAUUGCUUA
Messenger RNA from Colossoma macropomum (tambaqui), 2927 nucleotides. RefSeq lists its product as uncharacterized. Gene Ontology annotation, molecular function: cytokine receptor activity; protein binding. The transcript has 10 exons. The record is from RefSeq and is a predicted model, not a curated record. NCBI's taxonomy places the organism in Eukaryota, Metazoa, Chordata, Actinopteri, Characiformes, Serrasalmidae. Gene Ontology annotation, biological process: cytokine-mediated signaling pathway; immunoglobulin mediated immune response. Gene Ontology annotation, cellular component: external side of plasma membrane. Bases 208 to 1995 code for a protein of 595 amino acids.